Molecule: messenger RNA, 4594 nt
Organism: Anopheles coustani
Lineage: Eukaryota; Metazoa; Arthropoda; Insecta; Diptera; Culicidae
Gene: smash
Product: LIM domain only protein 7
Exons: 9
Coding region: 626-4444 (1272 amino acids)
Biological process (GO): positive regulation of stress fiber assembly; regulation of focal adhesion assembly
Cellular component (GO): stress fiber
Molecular function (GO): myosin II head/neck binding
Source: RefSeq, a predicted model, not a curated record
UUGAUACAUUCCGUUAGUCGUCGCUGUCGUCGUCGUCGUCGCGGUAAUCGGAUUCAUUUCGAGAAAUCACGGUUGCGUGUACGUUCGCGACCGCGAAGAAAUACAAUUGUGUCACGAAAGUUCCCAUGUUUGCGGGGGUGUUCCGACCAUUUAGAUGCUGUGUCUGAAGUCUUAGCCGCGAGUAUCGGUCGCUGCGUUACACGUUCUCCGCUGGGAGGAGGACCGUGACGGGUGUUUGCGGAGUGCAGUGUUUCCCUUCCCGUCGAAUGUUUAGUGAAUAUAAAAAUAGGCAACCGAUUCAUCGACAUCGGGAACAGGCUGCCAAAGAAGCGUGCCUACCAUAAUUGGGUAGCGGGAAGCACUAGAGUGCUGUUGCUUCAUCCGUAAAGUGCAGCAUCGGCAUAACAGUUUCAAGCAACACAGUCAGCAGCAGUGUGAAUCUCAGCUUAGGCAUUGCGAAUGUCAACAGUGAUCUGUGGAUUUUCUCCAGAGCAGCAGCAGCAGCAGCAGCAGCAGCAGAAACAACGGUGACGUUGCUGUGAUCAACCGCUACCAUCACCACCACCACCAACACCGCCAACUCCAGCAGCAGCCGCGCAGCAACCACGGAGCCGAAGCGUACACGAUGGCCGCGGCACCACCGAACAACAGCAGCAACAAUAACAACAACAGCAGCAGCAACAAUAACAACAACAACAACAACAACAACAACAACAUCAGUAUCACAAAUGAGACGGAUGAAUUCAUCAAGAAGAGCCGGGUGACGCGGGCCGCACCGCCCAAGCCGGCCUACGAUCCGCUGCAGUUCGUCCAGAUCAAACCGGCUAAGCUGUACGAUCUGAACAAGGCAAAACCGUCCACCGAGCGAAAGGUGGUGGAGGUGAAGACCCCGCGCGAGGUGGAAGACGCGGAGGAGUGGCAGUGCAAUCUGGACAACUGGAAGUCGUCCCGCAGGAAACGGGUCGAGCACAUCAUCGACAAGAUCACCGAGGCGAAGAAGAUCGAGCAGGAGGAAGUGUGCCGGGGGCGCAAGAAGUCGAAGACGUUUUCCGAAAUGUUGGAAAAUAGUGGAUCGCGGAGGAGGUUUAUUUUGCCUGGCGCCGAGGAUGACGAUGAUGGUGGCAGCUUUAGCGAUGAUCUGCAGGACAAUAGGGAUCCCUCGAAACAGCAGUACAAGGACGAAUCGACCGACGAUCGGGCGACGGAUGAUACUAGCAGCUGCUGCUCGUCCAAAGUCACCGACGGAGAAUCGAAAACGCCCGAUCUGGGCGAAUCGCAAGAGAUGCCGGAAAUGAACGAGUUUUCCCUAGCGAUAGAAAACUACAAGUCAAAGUUUCCCAUGACACAGAGCAGAACGGCGAUGUUGUCCAGCGGCAUGAUGGCAUCCACCACCGUUGGAACCACGACCACUGCCACCACCACGUCGUCUGUGGUUAGUUCAAUUGAAAGCAAUAGCAACGAUAAUUACGAGAGUACUAAUAGCAAUAGUAUCAGUGACGACGGCAAAGGGGAAGCUCCGCUGACGGCGACAAAUGCGUCAAACGAAGCGUUCGGUAGCGUAGAGGAAAAGGCGCCCAGUUCGGGGCGUCCCAUAUUGUUCGAGUUUGCGGGUAACCGGGCGGAAAAGAUAAGCAAUGACGAACAUUCGGAAAAGUCGGAUCAAUCCCCGGCGAAGGUGAAUGUGAUAGAACGACGGCGACUGUUCGAGCAGUUCCAGCAGCUGUCCUGUGCGCCCGAUGCGACACCGGCGACCGCAAAGUUGACCCAAAGCAGCGGCAGCAGCAGUGGCCAGGAAGAGUGCCGGUACUCUGAGGGUACGCAAUCAUCCACCGACGAACCGCCGACGGGAGGUCCCGGUUCGGAAUGGUUUACCGCGGGAAGCAUCAAGGAGCGUCGUGCCAUUUUCGAGCGGUACCAAUCGAACGAGCUGGUGGUGAACGAAGAGAUGACCAACGAACUGGGACGCAGCCGAAGCAGCAGCAGUACGCAGGUCACGAAGAGCCGCUCCGAGUCGAACUUUGGCUUCGUGAAUGGCAGUACGGGCCGGUUCGAGCUGACCCUGGCGCAGCUGAAGCGUAAUGGCGGGGCCGAUUGCUGCGAGGACAGCGGUAUCCAGUCGACGACGGAUCUGUCCCGCAGCUCGGUGGUGUCGCAGGCGGACGAACACGAUCCAUCGUCCAUGUUGCUGCUCUCGGAGGAGGCACUGGGAAAGAGUCCAAAUCGAUCGGCCGCGACACUCGAUUCGGCGAGCGAAUUUUCCGACACCGACUGCAGCAACGGACAGCUUCUUGACAAUGCGCUCGAUGUGGCGUUCGAGGAAAUGGAUAGUGAACUGAAUGAAUCCGGUACCAUCGUGGACGAACCGGCACCAAAAGGAGGGGGACCGAUGCAGGAGCAGCAGGCCACCGAAAUAGUACCAUUGCCCACCGACUUUGUCCCAACCGAUGCUGCCAUCCUGGGCGGAAACGAAGUUGUGCUGCUACCGUUGCCAAAAUCGGCACUUACACCACCGAAGGAAAAGCCACCACCACCCCCGGUCGACGAUGAGCCGGAGCUGGAGCUGGAGCUGGAACAACAGCAGGAGGGUACACCGUCAGCCGGUGGACUUGUGGCCGCUGGCAUUACGAGUUGGAUGCAAAAGAAUGAGAUAGCUGCUAUGCAGAUGAACCGGAUGAUGGUCUCGGGCGCUGUUGAUGGUAUGCACCCGGAGUCGCACCUGGAGUCACGGGUAGAUUUUUACGACCAAAAGCUGGACUCAUCGAUGGACGGUAUGCAGCGGGACGAGUAUCUCCAGCUAGCGGACGAACAGUGGAGAAGUCUGGAAAGCUACGAAGUGGUACACCAGGUUCAGCAAAAGCAUGAUCAGCAGCACCAGCGCAAACAGCAGAACGAACAGGACAGGGAGGAAGAGCGACAGCAGCAUCAGAGAGAGAAGGACCAGCAAGAGCUACUGGUGUACAGUAAUCGAAUCGAAGCGCAGCCCCAUCACCAUCAGCUGUACGAUCCCGGAGAUCAUGAGGAAAUAGUUAGCGUAGAGCGCGAACUUCUACAGAUAGAACAGGAGGAACUGCAGCGUCGAAGAGAGAAACAGAUGUUCUACGAAAAGCGCACGAGUACCGACGCUGGCCGUCAUCCGGACCAGCUGCAUCAGGGUCACCAUCAGCAGCAAUUGCCACCUGCACAGCAGCAGCAGCAGCAGCAGCAACCGCCACAUCAUCACACAGUAGAACCCGUUCAGCAGCAAUCUGCGCAUCAGCAACAACCACACCGUCCGCUGCAGCAAGAACCGUACUAUGAAGCACACCAUCACCAUCACCUCCAUCAUCAUCUUUCGCACAACCUGCACCAAAAUCACCACCAUCACCAAAACCAUCACCGGGCGUCCAUGCCGGCCAUCGACAGCCGCUCGCUGCAGAACGUGAACUCGUACGCUUCGUACGACACCCCGUACGUGGACGAUGUGAACUCGGCGUACGAGAUGACCUCGUUGCACCGCGAAUCGAUGCCAAAUCUAUCGCAGGCGGUCACCUCCUCGUCCCAUCCAUCGUCACUGUCGUCGUACGGCGAGGAAGCGUACUCGGCCAACUCGGCCACCAGUUUCGAUGGCAGUGGGUGGCUGCCUCCGGUAGAACAUCGCUCGGGCAAUCGUCCUACGGUGGCGCCAAGACCAGCGCUAAAUGGGUUUCUCGACCGACCGGUGGGCCCGAACGGUGGAGGAGGAUUCCUUGGAGUAGGUGAUAGGCAGCGAGUAUCGAACAGUAUGUUCGAGCAACAACCCAAAGAUAAUAAACAAAAUGCAUACCACUCAGCCAUGGGGAUCAACCGUGGUGGAGGGCAGCUAGCGGCAAACAGCAUGCCGUACGGUCAGCACUGGCUGGUACAGGAAGCGGAGCAACGGCGCAUCGAGCAGCAUCAGAAAAAUGCAAGCAACAACACCACCACCAAACGGCCCUUGCCAAAGUUUGUCAUCGAUGCGAUUACGCAGCGGGUGCAAAAAUUGAAUGCCGGCAGUCCGGAACAGUCGGACCGCAGUAAUUUAUCGGAGGAUUCGGAUCUGGCAAUGCUGCAUUCGAUGAAACAUCAUCACCACCAGCACCACCAGCCGCUGCCGCGGCCACACCAUCCACAGCAGCAGCAGCCGCUCCCACCUUUGCCACCUCAACAGCAACCGCCGCAACAACAGUAUUCAAACGCAAGCGAUAAAGUGCUGAGCGUAAGUGGCAAAAAGGAAUGCUCGCACUGCCGAAUAGAACUGGGCAAGGGUGCAGCGAUGGCGAUUGAGAGCCUGGGUUUGUUCUACCAUAUCGAAUGCUUCAAAUGCUGCGUUUGUCACGUUAAGCUCGGGGACGGCACCAAUGGUAUAGAUGUACGCGUUAGGAAGUAUCGACUUCAUUGCCAAAACUGUUUCUCUAGUGAAGACGGUGUAAAGUUUAGUUGCGUUUAAGAGCAAAAAAGUGAGAGCAAAAGCAAACAAAAACUAAUUUAUUCUUCCCGCCCCUCUCUUGACCUGAACAACCUUUAAUACCUUAUACCUUUCGCUUUGUAUGAUGAACUUGAAUUAUAUUAUUAUCAGUUUUUGAUAGAUUUAUUACGA